Molecule: messenger RNA, 1370 nt
Organism: Pseudo-nitzschia multistriata
Lineage: Eukaryota; Bacillariophyta; Bacillariophyceae; Bacillariales; Bacillariaceae
Source: the annotation of a GenBank genome assembly
GAACUAUCGUCGCCUAUCACUCCACGUGGAUUUUACAAUAAUACUCGUACUAGGUGCGUGUAAAUAUCAUGCUUUGAAUUCUCAACGGGUUCACUUAAAAAAUCUUCAACAAUCUUUUUCCUCGUCGUCAGCGUCGUUGAAUGGGCAAUCGAAGCUGGAGAGCCUUUCCGCGAGACUACUGGAGACACUUUAUGUUACACAACUCCCACGAAAAAUAAUUUCUACCAUGCGAGUUCUUAAUAUCUGCCUCUCUGCUUUGGUCUUGUCCAGUGCGAGCGCUUUUGCGCCAAUCUCUGCACCUAGCUCUCGUGUGUCUUCCACUGAGCUUUACGCCAAUGGUGGUGUCGUCAUUACUGGUAGCGCCGGCGGUGUCGGCUGGGCUUACGCUGGAGAAUUCAUGGACCGUGGAUACGAUGUUGUUAUCUGUGAUGUGAAGGAUUGUGCCACCGCCGCAGCUGCUUUGGAAGCCAAGCACAAGGGAGCCAAGGUCUACCAUACCCAAUGUGAUGUUUCGGACUCGGAUUCGGUGGAAAAGCUCGCUGAAUUCGCCAAGGAAAACCUCGGAACCGUUACUCACUGGAUCAACAACGCUGGAAUCAAUGGAGGACGUCGUGCAUUGAGCGAAGUGCCUAUUUCUCAGGUGGAGUUGGUUGUCAAGGUGAGUUUUUUAGGAACGGAUGGGGUCCAAGCGAAAUAGCCAGAGGAAUUUUCCUUGAUGAAUACCGCACGUACACUUUAUAUCCGAAAACUAAUUUAUAUUCCUUCUGGAACAAUCGAAAUGCAUAGGUCAAUUUGAUGGGAACCCUGCUCUGCACUAAGGCUGCCAUUGACCUUAUGUCAAAACAAGCUGGAGUUACCGGGCACAUUUUCAACACUGUUGGAAGUGGUGUCAAGGGUGGUGGUACUCCGGGAUAUGCAUGCUACGGUGCAACGAAACGUGGUCUUCCCCAGUUGACCGAUAGUUUGGUCAAGGAAUUGGACGAAGGUGUGCAGGGAUACGAAAAGAAGAGCACCCCCGGAACGGUUCAGGUUCACAAUCUUUCUCCAGGUAUGGUCUUCACCAAACUGUUGUUGGACAAUUCGACACCUGAGUUGCGCAAAUUCCCCUUCGGUGUUUUAGCCGCACAACCUGAGGAAGUUGCGGAAGACCUUGUUCCCAAGAUUCUUGCAACGACAACCAACGGAGGAAGCGUUGAAUUCCUUACAACGGAUCGCAUCCUCACCAAAUUCUUCGAAAGAUUUAUAUUGCAAAAGAAGUCUGAGUACAUUGACGACGAUGGCAAUGUGAUCAAAACCCCGGGAGCCCAAUAUGACGAAGAUGGCGUGCGAGCUUUGUUCUAAAUAUUUAUUAACAAAUGAGUGUACUUUCU